UGUUUGAUUUUGUAACCGGUUGAACAGGUUAUAGCAGGUUAAAAUGGCAUGUUGGCAUCUGAACUGAUUAUAAGUAGGCUGAACUGAGUGAGAUACCAGAAAAACAAUCACCACUCAGUGUAGUAGCAGUAACCUAACCUUUCCUCUUUCUUCUUGAUCUCCUAUAUCUCCUUCCAAACUCCACCAUCAAAUCUCCAUCAAACAACAAUGCCGAUCAACCGCAUAGCCGUAGGCACGCGUGACGAAGCAACCCACCCGGACGCCCUCAAGGCGGCUCUGGCGGAGUUCAUCUCCACCCUAAUCUUCGUCUUCGCCGGAGAAGGCUCCGGCAUGGCCUUCAACAAGCUGACCAGCGACGGCUCCGCCACCCCCGCCGGCCUUGUCGCGGCCGCGAUCGCCCACGCAUUCGCCCUGUUCGUGGCGGUUUCCGUCGGGGCUAACAUCUCCGGUGGACACGUUAAUCCUGCUGUGACGUUCGGGGCUUUUGUUGGCGGGCAUAUUACUCUCUUGCGUGGGAUUCUCUACUGGAUUGCUCAGUUGUUGGGGUCCACGGUGGCUUGUUUGUUGCUCAAGUUCGUGACGAAUGGCAUGACUACAUCGGCAUUUUCGUUGUCCUCGGGAGUGGGUGUAUGGAACGCCUUUGUACUCGAGAUCGUGAUGACCUUCGGCCUAGUCUACACCGUCUACGCCACCGCAUUGGAUCCGAAGAAGGGGGAUUUGGGAAUUAUAGCACCAAUCGCGAUCGGGUUCAUCGUGGGCGCUAAUAUUCUGGUGGGUGGAGCCUUUGACGGUGCUUCAAUGAACCCGGCCGUAUCGUUCGGGCCGGCCUUGGUGAGCUGGACGUGGGGCAACCACUGGGUCUAUUGGGCUGGGCCUCUUGUCGGCGGCGGGCUUGCUGGGCUAAUCUAUGAGUUGUUUUUCAUGACCCGCCACACCCACGAACAGCUGCCCACAACUGACUACUAAGGCCACUGAUGAGUACUAUUUUACUACUUGUUUUCUCAAGGGUUUAUUUUCUUCUUGUCAAUAAUUUGUGAGCGUUGGUCUUUUCUGCCUUUUGUGGGAGUCAUUGGAAUAAUUGUUGUUUGUGUGCUUUCUGGGAUGUGGUCCAGUACUGUUCGGUUGUGUUGUUUGGUCGGUUGUGUGCAUGAUUCCACUUUUUUGGGUCUCGUUUCAAUUUCAUUAUCACUUUCAACUUU
This is a messenger RNA of Rhododendron vialii, 1199 nucleotides long. Its product is annotated as aquaporin TIP1-1. Gene Ontology annotation, molecular function: water channel activity. Gene Ontology annotation, cellular component: plant-type vacuole membrane. Gene Ontology annotation, biological process: transmembrane transport; water transport. The coding region runs from base 208 to 966 and encodes 252 amino acids. The transcript has 2 exons. The record is from RefSeq and is a predicted model, not a curated record. Lineage: Eukaryota; Viridiplantae; Streptophyta; Magnoliopsida; Ericales; Ericaceae.